AACUUUCUGCGCGCACACACUACCGUGCGUGGUCACUCCUCCUUGCGUGUGCGUGCGCGCUCCCUCCUAUCGCGUGGUGGUGGUCAUCCAUAUUGCUGGGAGUAGUGGAGAUUACCUAGUAAUAUUAGAGGUUUACCGAGGCUUUUUAAUGUUUUAACUUAAAGAAACCACUCUGCGUCUUAGACUGAAGGCUAUUUGGUCUAGGGGUGGAGUGGAGAGAGCUAAGACAAGAGGUUAUUCACGGGAUACACCUUAUUUGUUGCUAGGUUGAAAGCGGAUUUGGGGGUAUCGUGUAGGGAAAAGGAGAAAUGGCCACGCAGGUGGAGGCUCUCCUGCCGAACAAUCCUCUGCUGAACCCGGAGGACCGUGGGCAUGCAGGCCAGAUCAAACAUGGUGACGACCGUUUGGAGAAGGGGCCGAAGACGACGGGCGUUUCGGACGAUUCGAGCACCGUCAAGGGAACCGAUGCGGAGUCGGGUGGGUGCACCACCAACGAACAGUGUUUAAAGCAAGCGAAAGAAGAGAUCAACAACCAAGGGAAAUUGAAUUCGCCCGAAGAAUCUCUCAGUGAUUCCCAGGAAGAUGUCAAAAAUAACAAAAAGGAGUUUACGGAGGCUCCACCGCCCAAGGUGAACCCAUGGACUAAGAAAAUGAACGCCGUCACCGUGGUCAGUGUAAACGGACAGGCACAUCAGGAGCCCACUGGACCAGCAAAGGUGGUGAAGGCAGGAAACCCCAGACCCCGGAGAGGAGGAAAGGUUGGGGACUUUGGAGAUGCCAAUAACUGGCCAACCCCUGGAGAGAUCGCCUCAAAAGACCAACAGACGGAGGGUAGCGCGAGCAGUGUGUGUGUUAAGGUGACUCGUGAGGCAGGCCCAACCACCUGCCGCCCCUCAGUCCCGAAGAAGGUGACUGCCAAGAAGGAGAAGGAGAAGGAGAAGCGUGAGAUCGAGGAGACCAAGGAGAACCAGAAGACGACCAAAUCGGACGACUCGGGAGAAGAGAAGAACGGCGACGAGGAGUCCCAGAAAAACGGCCAGAAAAAGAAAGGUAACAAGCACAAGUGGGUUCCUCUGGUGAUUGAGGUGAAGUCUGAGGGCCCGCGAGAGCGUUCCGCCUCCCGGAACAACACGCGCCAGAACGAGCCUUCCCGCAUGCCCCCGAACAGCAGGAACGACCUCCGCGAUUGGCACAGCGGGAAGUACGAGCGUGAGUUCCGUGACGACCAUGACGAGGUGUCGAGUGUCAAGAGCGAGGGUGCUCCGUUCCGUGCUGGGUUCCGAGGACGCGGCCGUGGCCGAGGGAGAGGAAGAGGCAGAGGCAGAGGAGGAAGCAGAGGACAUUAUGACUAUCAUUACGGCUACAAAGGCUACGAGGGGAAAGACGGCGCCUACGGCCCCAAGUUCCCCAACAGCUCCGUCACCUAUUACUAUGACAACCUGAGCAGCCAAGACCUGUACUCUGUGGACCAGGGUCUGCUGAAGGACUACAUCAAGAGACAGAUUGAGUACUACUUCAGUGUGGAUAACCUGCAGAGGGACUUUUUCCUGCGGAGGAAGAUGGAUGAGGGGGGCUUCCUGCCCGUCACUCUUGUCGCCAGCUUCCACCGAGUCCAGGCCCUCACCACAGAUAUCAGCCUGAUCCUAGAGGCUUUGAAGGACAGCAGUGUGGUGGAGAUCAUUGACAUGAAGAUCCGCUGUAAAGAGGAACCCGACAAGUGGCCGCUGCCUGGCCUGGCCGCACCCGACCAGAACCAGACGGAUUUCUCUCAGCUCAUCAACUGUCCCGAGUUUGUGCCCAGACAAUCCGUGGAGCCAAAGUCCAACACGCCACGCUCCUCCACGCCUGUUCAGUCUAAACCAGAGGACGUGAGUAACCUGAAGACCAUGCCCAAAGGUCUGUCCGCCAGUCUGCCUGACCUCGACUCAGAGUCCUGGAUCGAGGUCAAGAAGAGGCCUCGGCCCUCGCCCGCCAGACCCAAGACCCCCUCGUUGCAGAAGGCGGAGGAGAGCCCAAUCGCCACGGUGAUCCCCACCACGCCGACCCCGACGGCCAAAGUCCAGGAGGCGGAGGAGCCGGAGGAGCUGGACUUCAUGUUCGAUGAGGAAAUGGAGCAGAUGGACGGCCGGCGCAACACGUUCACCGACUGGUCCGACGAGGAGACUGACGGCGAGAUCGACGACCACGACGUCAACAAGAUCCUCAUCGUCACGCAGACGCCGCCGUACCUGCGCAAGCACCCCGGCGGAGACCGCACUGGCAACCACACCUCGCGCUCCAAGCUCACCUCCGAGCUGGUCAAGGUCAUCAACGACGGACUCUACUACUACGAGCAGGACCUGUGGGACGACACCUAUGAACCCGAGUACGCCACCAUCAAGCAAGAGGUGGAGAACUUCAAGAAGGUUCACCUGAUCAGCCGGGAGGAGUUUGAUUGCCUGACCCCGGAGCCCCCCGUAGACCCCAACCAGGAGGUGCCACCGGGACCCCCACGCCCACAGAACAUCCCCACUGACGCUCUGGCCAACAAGCUGUUUGGCGCCCCUGAGCCGUCCACCAUCGCCCGCUCGCUGCCCACCACCGUGCCUGACUCCCCCAACUACCGCAGCGCGCGCACCCCACGCACCCCCAGGACGCCGCGCCUCAAGGACCCCACGCAGACGCCACGCUUCUACCCCGUCGUCAAGGAGGGCCGGGCCGUCGAUGCCAAGACCCCACGGAAGAGGAAGACCCGACACAGCUCCAACCCGCCCAUGGAGUGUCACGUGGGAUGGGUCAUGGACUCCAGAGAACACCGCUCACGUACUGCCUCAGUCAGCUCCAAUGCCAGCCCCUCUGAGGGCACUCCUGCCCUGGGCAACAUCGGCUGCACCCCUCAGUCUCUGCCCAAGUUCCAGCACCCCUCCCACGAGCUGCUCAAGGAGAACGGCUUCACGCAACACGUCUACCACAAGUACCGCCGCCGCUGCCUCAACGAACGGAAGCGUCUGGGCAUUGGUCAGUCCCAGGAGAUGAACACGCUGUUCCGGUUCUGGUCCUUCUUCCUGCGAGAUCACUUCAACAGGAAGAUGUACGAGGAGUUCAAGCAGCUGGUGGUGGAGGACGGCAAAGCUGGAUAUCGGUAUGGCCUGGAGUGCCUGUUCCGCUACUUCAGCUACGGCCUAGAGAGGAAGUUCCGGCCCGACAUUUUCAGAGACUUCCAGGAGGAAACCAUGAAAGACUAUGAAGCUGGCCAGCUGUAUGGACUGGAGAAGUUCUGGGCCUUCCUGAAGUACUCCAAGGCCAAGAACCUGGAAAUCGACCCUAAACUCUCAGAGUAUCUGAGCAAGUUCAAACGCCUGGAGGACUUCAGAGUGGAUCCCCCGAUGGAGGAAGGCGGUCGAAAGAGGCACUCAUCCAGCGGAGACGGCCGUCGCCGCCACCCCCUCCCACGGCUCGCACGCCCCCUUGCAGGCUGCCCGCCCCCCCCGCGAUGAUGCCAAACCCAGCGCCCUGCGGAGCCCCGCCCUCGACGCCAAGCCCCAGAAGUAGCCCCGCGACACGGCGCGUCACGACUCUGCCGUCACCCCCCGCACCUCUCCACUUCCUGUGCCCCCUUUCCCCCCGAGGACCGCUGGCCAGCGCUGAGCAAGCAUGACACCAAAACAAACCAACGCAAACGUACGUAACGCGGACACGAACGACAGCAGCACCCGGAUGGAAAAUAUCAAAGCUCUUCCAUUUUAUUUUUUAUCUCUUAUCUUACUUUUUUUUUUUUUUCCCCCUCCCAUUUCCUCGACGUUUAAAAAUGAAAAUGACAAAGGGCGUCAUGUUGAUGAUGGUGUUAAGGGCUGGAGAGAGCUUUUUUUUUUUCUUUCUUUUUUUUCCCCUCCUUUGGGAUGUCAUAUCAGAGUAGUUAGUUUUUAUUUUCCUGCUCUGGGAUUGGCUGGAUCUGCAGUUUUGGAUCGUUGGAUUGGCUGGAUUUGAACGAGCCCGUCCCCUAGCCCUCUCUUUCUUUCUUUCUUUCUUUCUUUUCUUUCUUUCUUUCUUUCUUUCUCUCCAUCUCUCUGCCCCCUCCCCCCAUUUCUCCGAGCUGAGCUGAGGUGCGCUACGCUGCAAGUGGACUCCUCCAGAAACGGCCGCUCAUCGCUCAUUCCUCUCUCUCUCUCUCUCUCUCUCUCUCUCUCUCUCUCUCUCUCUCUCUCUCUCUCUCUCUCUCUCUCUCUCUCUCUCUCUCUCUCUCUCUCUCUCUCUCUCUCUCUCUCUCUCUCUCUCUCUCUCCUCCUCUCUGUGCUUUUACGACUUCUUUUCUGAGAGCCGUGUGGGAAUUCUUAAGUUGGACAACGAGAGAGAACCUUUUUGUGUUGAACUGAACAUUUGGAGGGCUGAGGGAGAGAGAAAAAAAAAAUGCAUAAAGAAAAAAAAACAAAACAAAGAAACUUUUAUGUUGGAACCUUCUGAAUUGAAAAGUGAGCAAAAAGAAAAAAAAAAAAACUUGACUAGCAGUGGGGCUGGAUUUAAAUAUAUAUAUAUAUAU
Messenger RNA from Alosa sapidissima (American shad), 4516 nucleotides. RefSeq names its product La ribonucleoprotein 1, translational regulator (gene larp1). Gene Ontology annotation, biological process: positive regulation of translation; mRNA stabilization. The transcript has 20 exons. The record is from RefSeq and is a predicted model, not a curated record. Gene Ontology annotation, cellular component: cytoplasmic stress granule; cytosol. NCBI's taxonomy places the organism in Eukaryota, Metazoa, Chordata, Actinopteri, Clupeiformes, Clupeidae. The coding region runs from base 309 to 3476 and encodes 1055 amino acids. Gene Ontology annotation, molecular function: RNA cap binding.